AUGAACCAACCAAAGAAUGAACAUGAUGAUGGCGCCACGACUACUACUACUCUUUUGAAUCGUCAUCGAUCCAUGGAGAGUCCAACAACAACAACAAUAACAUGUACAAUAACCUCUUCAGAGGAUCGGAAACCAUUAUCAGCUGCUGUACAGACCUUCCGAUCCACUCUAAACUCCUCGAAUAUACUCUCUCCGAACGACCCUACCAUCCUCAUCAUCCACAACAAUGCUGAACAACCUUUGCAACCUUCUUCAUCCACCAAGCAGCAAAGAAAGGUGUCAUCAUCCUAUUCCUCCUCAUCAUCCUCAUCCUCAUCAUUACCACCUCAAACGAAUUCCCCUCCUGCCGUCGAUGCAUCCUCAUCAUCCUCUUUACUUGCUUCCCCACGAAUUGUAAUAUCUCCAAUGAUGACCACCAACAGUCAAAAUAGAAGUAGUAAUAGAAGUAGUAAUAGAAGUAGUAAUAGAAGUAGUAAUAGUAGUAAUAGUAGUAAUAGUAGUAGUGGUCACACUCCCUCCACCAUCAACAACAACAACAACCAACAUUCCACAAAAUUAAGACUCUCACAAAAUAAUCAUCCAUCAAAUUUUCUUUCUCCCCUCUCUCUUCAUACAUCAAGAGCUAGAAGAAGAUCAUCCGUUGAUCGACAAAUAGCCAUGCUUACAGCUCAUGAAAUGGCCAAGUUACAAAAUACUGAAUCAUUACAAAGCAAUAGCAAUAACAAUGAAGGAAGUGAAGAUGGAUCGGAUGAAAGGAGUACAAGAAUUGAAAUAACAACCAUAAAUGGUAAUGGGAAUGAUGAUUUUGAUUCAUCGACAAGUGAUAAUGACAAUGGUAGAAGUGACACAAGUAGUGAUGAUGAUCUAAAUGAUUCUGAACAAGGUCAACAACCUAGAUACAAAUCGAUUCUAUCCUUUUUGACAUCAAAGUAUUCCAAUGAUUUGACUUGUGAUGUCAAAGAUAUUGCACAGUUUUUAGAUCGUUUGAAUUUAUCAUUUAUGAGAUUGAAAGACAUUCCUAAAGACCUUGUAUUAUUUAAGAAUUUAAUUGAACUUAAUUUAUCUCAUAAUCAUUUAAGAACAUUGAAUGCCAUGCUCAUCGUUGAAUCAUGUCCAAAUUUAGUAGUAUUGGAUGUAUCGUGCAACAAGAUACAAAACAUGGAUCGGAUUAGAGAUUUAUGUCAUUUAAAAAAAUUACAGAGUCUCAACAUUUCAAACAAUCCCAUUCGAUGUAUUGAUAAUCGAGUGGUACUGUUACAGAAACUAUUGCAUUUCAAAACAACUCAACCACAAGUAUCUUCUAGAAUUACAACUAGUACUACAACUAUUCAACCCCAUGUGAGAAGUAACAGUGUUGGUAGUAGUAAUAGUAGUAGUAAUAGUAGUAGUAAUAGUAGUAGUAAUAGUAGUAAUAGCAUCUCAAAGAAUGCCGCCGAGUUCACUCUUCCCACAAUUCCUCCUAUUCUCACCACAAGUGACCUUCCAACUGCCACCACCAGAAUCAACAUCACCACCACUCUGAAUAGAAACAACAGUAAGAGCAAUCAUAAUGAUGGAACCAAAUUACAGACUAAUGACAAUAAUAAUCCAGUAUUCAUUGCUAGUUGUAGGAGUGAACAAUGGUAUGAUGAUACUACAAACAAUAGUCCAUCCUCAUCACCUCAUUCAUCUUCUCCAAGGUAUCCUACCACUACUGACCACGUUGGUGGUGGUGUUGAGGGUGGAAAUGGUGGUGGUGCUACUGGUGGUGGUUAUGCUAGUGCUCCUACUAGGAGUGAUGGUCAUUCCAAAAGUGACUCGAUCGUUUCAACAACAAGUUUAAACACUUUCAUGUUACACACUGAAAGUAGUCUAAAAAAAGAUUCUAAAAAAUCCAAACUCAAUCCCAUUCUUGAAUCUCAACUCACUCUCAAUAAGAUUAGAAAAUCUAAAGAAUUAUUAUCAAGUAUUAGAAAAUGGAAUGAAAAAAGAAAUGCACAAGAACAAUCUUCAUCGUUACAACAAUUAAGAAUGUCUCCAAGAAAGAAAAUAUUACAAACAGUGAAUACUCAUACACCUAUUGAUAUGACACCAUUUGUUCAAGCCAUUAAAAGUUAUCGUCCAAUGAGUGCAAUGACAAGUAGUAGUAGCAGCAAUAGUACUACUGUUGGAAAGACUCUUAUAUAUACUACUCCUACUACUACUGGUGGUGGUGGUGGUUCAUCUUCUACUACUCCUACUACUAUUAGUGGUACUGUUGAAAAGAAGUGUCAUGGCAUGAACAUGGAUUUAAAAAGUGUGAGAAACAAUCUCCAUUCACCAUUUCCAUCUCUUCAAAUUUUAAAUGGAAUUUCCAUAACACCUGAAGAAUAUCUAUUAUCAUUGCAUGAAGAGAUUUAUGAUACAUGUGCAUCAUCUAAUGACAAUUCCUCUUUGAAUCAUUCAUCCACUCAAAAAUCACUCAUUCUCAAAGAUAAUACCAAAGUGGUCAAAAGAAAAUUAGAAUUUGAUACACAGAAUAUUGAUUUUACAAAUCACAAGUUUUCAUUCGAUGCAACCAAAAAAUUAAUGAAAAGACAAUCUGAACAGAUGAAAAAAGAAACUCGAAAGGAUUCUUCUUCAUUCUAUCAUUCCAUCAAGAAUUUGACAUGUGAAGAAUUUGUCAAUGAACAACACUCCACUGAUGAUGAAUUUGUUGUCGAUGAAAGUGAGGAAGAAGAAUUGUCAAGAAAGAAACAACAUUCUCAAACAAAAUCCUCUCAAUUAUUGAAUUCCUCACAAACCAACGAGCUCAAUCAUUCAACCUUAAUGCCUAAAAUUAAUUUUUCUGAUAUUAUUAAGAAUGAAUUUUAUCAAAAUAGAAAAAUUGUUGAUGAAAUUAUGAAUACAAAAAGAAAACGUGUCAUUGAUUUUAGACCUUUUAAGGAACAACUGUUAGACUUGACUCCUGAACAAAUCGAAUUGAAAUUUAAAAGAAUUGAGAUGAAAGAAAAUAUUUCCAAGUAUAGAGAUCAAAUUUUACACAAAGUAGAUGACAAGGAUUUAGCACUUUCGAAAUUGAAACAAGAAUAUGAAGAAUCUAUGCAAAAAAAUCCAAAACAAGACAAGUUGAAACAUUUAUUAGAGGGUGAUGAGAUUAGUUUGUAUGUCCAUAAAAUUGAGGAACAGAAAAAACACAAAAGAUCCAUCAAUUCCUUUGAUCUUUCUAUUGGUGACUCCACUCAGAAAUCACGAGGUGAUAGUAGUAGUCCAUUCUUGGACAAGUUUUCAUUGGGUUGCAGGUGCUUGGAAGAGCUUUCAAUGAUUAAUGACCACUUUGCUUCAAGACAAGAACACCAAUUAUCGGACACUCGAAAAGAUCUCGAGGAGUUGAAAGAGCUCAAAAUUACCCGCAAGAAAUAUUCAAUUGAAGGAAAAACAUGCACCAUUGAUGGCAAGACUUUUGUCUUUUCCAAUAUGUUUGUUUAA
This is a messenger RNA of Naegleria fowleri, 3447 nucleotides long. RefSeq lists its product as uncharacterized. Gene Ontology annotation, molecular function: histone binding. Lineage: Eukaryota; Heterolobosea; Eutetramitea; Acrasida; Naegleriidae. Bases 1 to 3447 code for a protein of 1148 amino acids. The record is from RefSeq and is a predicted model, not a curated record. Gene Ontology annotation, cellular component: nucleus. The transcript has a single exon.